AUGGCAAGCUACGGGAGUUCGAUGAGUGCUACACAACCACUCAUUCCAGUCUUCAAAGGAGAAGGCUACGAAUACUGGAGUAUUCGGAUGCAGACUCUACUAAGGUCUCAAGAUCUAUGGGACUUCGUAGAGCAAGGAUAUGCAGAUCCCGACGAGGCGAACAGAUUGCGGGAGAACAAGAAGAAAGACUCGAAGGCGUUGGCGAUCAUCCAGCAAGCGGUGCACAACAAUGUCUUCUCCAGAAUUGCAACGACGACCACCUCGAAGCAAGCUUUGAAUGGAGAAUCUGUGGCUUAUUUUUUGUCGAGGGCAAUGGCAACAGUCAGUCAAAUGCGAUCUUGCGAAGAGAAGAUCGUAGACCAGACCAUCGUUGAGAAGGUGCUCAAAAGCUUGACUCCAAAGUUUGAUCAUGUUGUAGUAGUAAUUGAAAAAUCAAAGGACCUAUCGGUUUUUUCGUUUGAAGAACUGAUGGGAUUUCUUCAAGCUCAUGAGUCAAGGAUUAAUCGAUCGUUUGAAAAGUCUAACGAAAAAGCUUUUCAAGUGAAAGGUGAAUUCUCCAAUCAGAAGGAGUUCUCUACGGCAAGAGGACGAGGCAGAGGAGGUUUCCGAGGUCGCGGGCGUGGCCAAAGUCGAGGACGUGGCGGUCGAUCUGAUGCAAAGCAAGGCCGACAGCAAGGCGACAAGAGCCAUAUUCAGUGCCAUAAUUGCGGCAAAUAUGGGCACGUGAAAGCAGAUUGCUGGUGGAAGUAG
Messenger RNA from Salvia splendens (bonfire salvia), 750 nucleotides. RefSeq lists its product as uncharacterized. NCBI's taxonomy places the organism in Eukaryota, Viridiplantae, Streptophyta, Magnoliopsida, Lamiales, Lamiaceae. The transcript is spliced from 2 exons. The record is from RefSeq and is a predicted model, not a curated record. Gene Ontology annotation, molecular function: zinc ion binding; nucleic acid binding. The coding region runs from base 1 to 750 and encodes 249 amino acids.